AUGCCCAGCUAUGAGAAAUUUAUGAAGGAAAUACUCAUAAACAAGAAUAAGUUAGAGGAUUUGGGAACAGUGAUGUUCAAUGAAGAAUGCAGUGCUAUUAUUAACCUUAUGCCUUAUUCUAUUUCCAGGAAACUAAAAUUAGGAGAGACAAAGGCAGCAUUGAUCUCAUUGCAGUUGGCAGACAUGUCCAUAAGAUUUCCUAGGAAAAUUGUUGAAGACAUAUUGCUGAAGAUCAAUAAAUUUAUCUAUCUUGUGGAUUUCGUCAUUCUAGACAUGGUUGAAGAAGCUAAGGACGAACCAUUGAUAUUAGGAAGGCUAUUCCUUGUGAUUUUCAACAUCUUCAGUGCGAUCAAGUAUCCUAUAGAAUCAGAUAGUUGUUUGUACAUUGAUAUGGUGUAUUUGGCUGUGGAAGAGACUUUUAUUCUUGAGCACCCUCAAGACCACUUGGAGAACUUUCUUAUACACUCACAAGAUAAAAAAAAAUCAACAGUUGAAGAGAUAAGUCAGAUCGCCUACAUUAUGGAGUCUAUCUCACCCAUCAGAAGAAAAUAG
Olea europaea var. sylvestris is the source of this 552-nucleotide messenger RNA. RefSeq lists its product as uncharacterized. Lineage: Eukaryota; Viridiplantae; Streptophyta; Magnoliopsida; Lamiales; Oleaceae. The transcript is spliced from 3 exons. The record is from RefSeq and is a predicted model, not a curated record. The coding region runs from base 1 to 552 and encodes 183 amino acids.